AUGAUGAAAGAGCGAUUCAAAGAGGUAGAAGUAUGGUUAGCAACGGAGAAUUUGGCCGCGGAAGUGCACGCACCACCAGACAACACACCGCUAAUUAGAGGGCUGCAAUAUAUUGACGGCUGGCUGUACUCGAUGCCCGACUACACUAAAAGAACCAGCAGCUUAGAGAGGAUCCAGCGACACGCCAGCGAUGUACACAAGGUGGCCAGCCGUCAUGCUCAGCGUAAGGCGAACAUAUACCGCCGUAACCCGCUCGCUGACGAGGCGUCUACGCUACCCAGCCACGGCCCGACACCAGAACCCCAGCGCCGAGAUGCGCCCGGACCCACCGCCAUGUAG
This is a messenger RNA of Capronia epimyces CBS 606.96, 339 nucleotides long. RefSeq lists its product as uncharacterized. The record is from RefSeq and is a predicted model, not a curated record. The transcript is spliced from 2 exons. The coding region runs from base 1 to 339 and encodes 112 amino acids. NCBI's taxonomy places the organism in Eukaryota, Fungi, Ascomycota, Eurotiomycetes, Chaetothyriales, Herpotrichiellaceae.